Notothenia coriiceps (black rockcod) is the source of this 1735-nucleotide messenger RNA. It is a transcript of the gene rnd2, whose product is annotated as Rho family GTPase 2. The transcript has 5 exons. Bases 105 to 911 code for a protein of 268 amino acids. NCBI's taxonomy places the organism in Eukaryota, Metazoa, Chordata, Actinopteri, Perciformes, Nototheniidae. Gene Ontology annotation, biological process: small GTPase-mediated signal transduction. Gene Ontology annotation, molecular function: GTPase activity; GTP binding. The record is from RefSeq and is a predicted model, not a curated record.
GGCUGUGCGCUCCUGCCCAAGGUUCCUGUAGCAGUAGACAGAGCAGCGGCACGCGGAGCUGCGCGAGGACACAAGGAGCUGGAUAACGCGCACCGGGUCGGCGCAUGUAUUUGUUCAUUAUUCUUUCCCGUCUUUUAUUCCGCUGCAUCUCCUAUGCUGGGUGCACUCCAUCCCCGCGUCAACAACACACCUCUCACGGACAAAACAUGGACAGUCUAGGCAGCCGCUGUAAGAUUGUGGUGGUCGGGGAUACGCAAUGUGGGAAAACUGCACUCCUGCACGUUUUUGCCAAAGACUCCUAUCCAGAGAACUACGUGCCCACUGUGUUCGAAAACUACACAGCCAGUUUUGAGAUUGAGAAGCACCGGAUAGAGCUGAAUAUGUGGGACACAUCAGGUUCCUCUUAUUAUGACAACGUGAGGCCAUUGGCGUAUCCUGACUCAGACGCGGUUCUCAUCUGUUUCGACAUCAGCCGCCCAGAGACUUUGGACAGUGUCAUAAAGAAGUGGCAAGGAGAGACGCAGGAGUUUUGUCCCAACGCCAAAGUGGUGCUGGUGGGCUGCAAGCUGGACAUGAGGACAGACGUCAGCACCCUGAGGGAGCUCUCCAAGCAGCGCCUCAUCCCUGUCACCCACGAGCAGGGCAGCACAAUAGCUCGACAGAUGGGGGCGGUGGCCUACGUUGAGUGCACCUCCAAGGUUUCAGAGAACAGCGUUCGGGACGUGUUCCACAUCACAACGGUUGCAUCGGUGCAACGGGCGCACAAGCCGCAGCUCAAACGCAGCAGUUCCCGCAGAGGCCUGAAGCGGGUGUCACAGCUCCCCCUGCCCCCUCUGCCGGGCCGGACUGAACAAAUGGACGAAGCCCCCACCAUGAGGAAGGACCGGGCCAAGAGCUGUGUGCUCAUGUAGAGACACAUCACUAUGAAAAAUAUAUAUAUGUAUAUAGAUAAACACAGAAAUAUAUGACACAGGAGGUCUAUUUAUUGUUUUUUUUCUUUGCACUGCAGAGGAAUGAGGAUACAGGAAACACUGCGCGGUGGAACAAAAUGCUUUGGAUGUUUUUCUUUUUGUUGUGUGUUCAUAUUUCCUAAGCUGUUUACAUAUUUGUGUUGUUUUGAAAUCAUGGCAAAUUGGACUAAACCUCUGGACAAGAGGAAGCUGUGGUAGUGGAAAUGCCUACUAGUCCCGGGUAUUAAGGAGGAAUUCAUUUCCUGAAGCCGCUCCAAAUGGAGGAUGGCACUGUGGCGAAGGAGGUGAAGAGCGUGUGAGGAGGACCAUGUUGAAAGAUAUUUUCUGAAGCGUCUUGUUUUCAAAGACAGUGCUGCUCAGCGAACAUGAGGACUAAUUCUCUAGCUGCACUGUCUGAAAUUGCUUCCUGUUGCAAUUUUGAGAGAAAAAUGUACAAUGAUUCUAAAAAAAAAAAGGGAUUCUAGUGACUAGAUGAAUGGUGGCUCAAACCAUACCUUAGUAGCUGGAAAUUAGAUUAUGUAACACUGAAAUAUUGAGACGGUGUGCAUUACCACCACAAGUGCAUUUAAGAAGUCAAAUAUCUAAUUUUAUGUUGGUCAUUUAACACAUUUGUUCUCAUCCACUCUAAUUGUUUCAGUCUGAUUCACUGAAGUUAAUGCUGUUGUAUCUAUUUUAAAGAUGUUUCUUUGUGGAAAAUAAAGCGGUUAAAUGUUAGGCUAUUUGGUUUCCUUUCACUGAAAUAAAGCAAAAGCUUGUCUGUACAA